AGCUGUUAUCCAAAUUGUAUAGCUGUGGUACUCGAGUAACAGAUAAAGGAAGAAGACGACUAUAAUUUUUGAUUGUGAAGAUAAGGAGCUCACUUAUGAAGUGUCACUGAAACAGAAAUCUCAAUAGCAAAGGUCACCUCAUGAUGAAUUAUUCAACUGAGUCAAAUCUUCUCUCUACUUUUUAUGAUGAUUAUCCUGACUUGGGCUCUGUCUGCAGCACACAGAAUAUCAAGACCUUUGAAUCAGUAUUUUUUUCAAUUCUUUACUGUGUGGUGUUCGUGUUCGGCCUGGCGGGAAACAGCUUGGUCAUUUACGUUCUGAUAGUUUGCAAGAAACUGACCAGCAUGACUGAUGUGUAUUUGCUGAACCUCGCCAUCUCUGACCUGCUUUUUGUUUUCUCCCUCCCCUUCCUGGCUCAUUAUGCUUCAGGCCAAUGGACUUUUGGAAAUGUAAUGUGUAAAACAAUAUGUGGAGUUUAUUACAUUGGCUUCUACAGCAGCAUAUUCUUCAUAACCUUCAUGAGCAUAGACAGGUACUUAGCCAUUGUCCAUGCUGUACAUGCUCGGAAAGUUCGAACAACCAUGCUCAGCAUUGUUAUAAGCCUUGCUGUUUGGUCAGUGGCCAUUUUAGCUUCAAUACCAAAUAUUUUCUUUAUCCAAGAACUGAAUGAAAAUGACAUUGUGAAGUGUGCUCCUUAUUACCAGGAUAAUAGGACUCCUUGGAAACUUUUAACCAAUUCUAAAAUCAAUGUUUUAGGUCUCUUGAUCCCGCUUGGCAUUCUCAUUUUCUGCUACUCCCACAUCUUGAAAAAUCUGCAGAGAUGCAUGAACCGAAACAAGUAUAAAGCAAUGAAGCUGGUUUUAGUUGUUGUGGUUGUGUUUUUCCUCUUCUGGGCAACCUUCAACAUUGCACUUUUUCUGGACUCUUUGCGAAGCCUGCACAUCAUAGAUGACUGCGAGACAAGCAAAAGCCUAGACCUGGCCCUGCAGGUGACUGAAACCAUCUCCUUCAUCCACUGCUGCCUGAAUCCAGUGAUCUACGCUUUUGUGGGUGAAAAGUUCAAGAAAUACCUUCAUGAAAUAUUCAGAAAACAUGCAAGACUCUUAUUGAUUUGCAAAGACCACAAUGUCUUUCAGAGUCACUAUAGUACCUCUUUCAUGCGCACCCAGUCCUCACAUUCUUCUGUGAUUGACCCUGUAAUGUAAAAUAGAAUGGGCCAAAUACAACCAUUCAAGCAUGCAUUUGGUGUGAUAUAAGCAUGAGUGAUUUUGAAAGAAAAUACUCCAGGCAGCUCAGUAAAUACAUUACUUCACACUGUAGUUGGGAGAACUUAGUUUUCAAUUAAAGCUCUCUAUUACCCUAGUAAUGACUGUGGU
This is a messenger RNA of Dermochelys coriacea (leatherback sea turtle), 1376 nucleotides long. RefSeq names its product C-C chemokine receptor type 8-like. The record is from RefSeq and is a predicted model, not a curated record. Gene Ontology annotation, molecular function: chemokine receptor activity. NCBI's taxonomy places the organism in Eukaryota, Metazoa, Chordata, Testudines, Dermochelyidae. The coding region runs from base 141 to 1205 and encodes 354 amino acids. Gene Ontology annotation, biological process: G protein-coupled receptor signaling pathway; immune response; chemotaxis. The transcript has 2 exons. Gene Ontology annotation, cellular component: membrane.